UCAAUGGCCCAACCAGUCGCUCGAUCCGCCUUUCCGUCCACCACCCGCGCCCCCGCCACCACCGCCACUCCUUCAGCCACCCUCUCCCACUCGCACUCGCACACGACUACGCCUGCGUCUGCCGCAUCGAGCAACAACACCUUCCUCAUGUCUGCAAGCCCGGUGCGAAACCGGCGGUCGGCCGCUGACGGCUACAAGCCCAAGAUGAUCUCAACCAUUGGUGCCAAGCCUGCCUGUCUCGUCAAUGCGUCCGUCACGUACGUUGGCGACGAUCAAAUAUACGCUUUUGGUGGUUUCGACCAAUAUACAGAUGAAGUAUACAACCAUGUCCUCCGGCUCAACCUAGUGACCCGGCAAUGGAACCUGGUCGACAACUAUGGCGAUAUCCCAGGUGUACGCAUGGGGCAUACCGCGUGUCUCUGGCAGGGCAAUAAACUUCUCGUAUUCGGCGGUGAGAACGAACAUCGCCAGCAUUUGGCCGACGUCAUUGUUUUCGAUCUCAAAACCGCACAUUGGACGCAACCGGAACUACACGGACCAAUACCACGUGGCCGAGCUCGACAUUCUGCAGUAAUCUAUGACGACAAGCUUUACAUUAGCGGUGGCCAGACUGGACAUGAUAGUGUGCUGGACGACAUCUGCUACCUCGAUCUCAAGACAUGGACCUGGUCGCGAACGUGGAGAUUUGUGCCUCGCUACGAUCAUGCCAGCUGGAUCUGGAACGGUCGCAUCUGGAUUUUUGGUGGUAUUAAUGAUGAGAUGGAGAAAAAUAAUGAGAUUUGGUGGCUUGAUCUCCGCGGCAGUCCGGAAUUCGAGCAUGCCAUGAAGUACGGCACUGUCGAUCGACAACUCGUCUCAUCUCGCCAUCGCUACCCUGUGCCAGCUUCAGGCCAACUCGCGACUGGCAGCACAGGCUAUACCGCCAACUCGAGCGUUCAGUCUUAUCAUGGCAUGAGUUCUAGCCGUGCACCCUACGUUGCACCUGGAUCCAUUUCUUCGCUCAAGUUCCACUCUAGCCCAAACCUCCCGUCACAAGCGGCCGGCACGCACUUUCACCUCUUCUCGUCGGGGUGCAUGCUGGACUUCGUUACGCCUGCAGAACUGAGCUGUGAGACAAGCCUAUCCAGCCUGGAGCUAGACACAUUGCGAUGGCAAAAGCUAGCAGAAGGGAAGGAUCUGUACAGCCCCAACUACCGCUGGCACUAUUGCACGAUGAACCCCGAAGGUACGCACGCCUGGUUGCUGGGUAGUCCGAUUGAAUCCGCAAACGAUGGAAACCACAACGGCGAAUAUUUGAGCGACGUCCUUGCCAUCGACCUUCGCAAAUACGGCAUAUUAGGCAACGAAUUGGCCUCAGAUACCCGGUCCAAGAUGAUGCCUUCUUCUGAUGCCAACGUCUCGUCCCACCUCAGCGGUAUUGGCGCGGACCUAUCUCUGACGUUCGACCAGCCCCCUGAGAGCGGCAGUGGUGCAGACUUCAUCAUCACGGCAGACCCUGACGACGAUGACUAUAGCGACGUUCCCGACGCCAACGGCUCAUCCACUGCUGUGGCGCCGGCUUCACGCCCAAUCCAUGUUCACAAGCUCAUUCUGCAUGCUCGCUGGCCGCAUUUUGCUCGCCUAUGGAGCGCACAAAUGGCCGAGUUCCACUCUAAGAAGAUGCACAUUCCUGAGCCGUAUUCUGCUGUACGCGCCUUCUUGUUUUAUCUCUACACAGACAGCAUUGCGCCAAACCCACAAAACGGACCUACGCUCAACGACGUUGCGGGCAUGCUUGUCAUGUCCAACAUUUAUGACAUGCCACGUCUGCGCCUACUUUGCGUCAAUCGUCUUGGUCGAGAGCUAGACAUUGAGCAUGCUGCCAUAAUAUGGGAGCGCGCUGCCACAGCUGGUGAGGAUUGGCUCAAGCAACGUGCGGCUGCUUUCUGUAUGCAGAAUUUUGGCCGAGUCGUCCGCACCGCAGGCUACCGCAACCUCAGUCCUGCAAGUCUUAUUGAACUAAGUUGUGAAGCUACACCCGAAUCGCGCGUCAUUGGCGGGGAAGAUCUGGAUCUGCUGACCCAGAUUUCUGGUCGCUCAUUCAACAGUAAUCGCAAACGCAGCCUAGGCAGUGCGGGCGUGUUGACUGCUGGUGAGGAUGAUGAUAUUGAGGAGGGGGAAGACGAAGGUAUGGACGUCAACUGAGAUUGCGACGAGGCGAAAGACCCGGUGACUUUUCAUGGUUGACGUUCUACUUAUUUCCUUUGCUUUUCCUCUUUGUCCUUUUCCUUUUCUUGAGCAUCAUUGCGCGGCGCUGGUUCUUCAAAAGGGGCAAUAUGGGAAAAUGGCGUUCUGCCAUUGUCUGAUAUAUGCAUUGCACAGAGGGGCUCCCAAGGACUCUUUUGAGAAUGGGUGUUUCUCUUUAAUAUCUGGUUUUGGAUCCUUUUUUUAGCGGUUUACGUACGAUAACAUGAUUGCAUAAAUAUUACACCGUUAUUCCAG
Messenger RNA from Exserohilum turcica Et28A, 2481 nucleotides. RefSeq lists its product as uncharacterized. The record is from RefSeq and is a predicted model, not a curated record. Gene Ontology annotation, molecular function: protein binding. Lineage: Eukaryota; Fungi; Ascomycota; Dothideomycetes; Pleosporales; Pleosporaceae. Bases 4 to 2184 code for a protein of 726 amino acids. The transcript is spliced from 3 exons.